This is a messenger RNA of Topomyia yanbarensis, 1717 nucleotides long. RefSeq names its product actin-1. Gene Ontology annotation, biological process: mitotic cytokinesis. The record is from RefSeq and is a predicted model, not a curated record. Lineage: Eukaryota; Metazoa; Arthropoda; Insecta; Diptera; Culicidae. The transcript is spliced from 2 exons. The coding region runs from base 164 to 1294 and encodes 376 amino acids.
UGUGAGAAAGCGUGCCAUAUAAAAACCAACGACUCAGAACGGACCGGUGUUAUUCUAGUUUUAAAUUUUCCCGUUACGACACGUUCUCCAGGACUGGGAGAUUUGAUCUGAAGUUAAAUUGGUCAACGCAUAGCCGACUUUAGUUCUUUAAUUCAUCUCCAAAAUGUGUGACGAAGAUGCUUCAGCUCUUGUCAUUGACAACGGAUCGGGUAUGUGCAAAGCCGGAUUUGCUGGUGAUGACGCUCCACGUGCCGUAUUUCCAUCGAUUGUAGGCCGUCCCCGACACCAGGGUGUGAUGGUCGGUAUGGGAAACAAGGAUUCUUACGUUGGUGAUGAGGCCCAGUCAAAACGUGGUAUUCUAACACUAAAGUACCCAAUCGAGCACGGUAUCAUCACCAACUGGGACGACAUGGAAAAAAUCUGGCAUCACACAUUCUACAAUGAGCUUCGUGUAGCCCCAGAGGAGCACCCCGUUCUGCUGACCGAGGCUCCAUUGAAUCCGAAGGCCAAUCGUGAGAAGAUGACUCAAAUCAUGUUCGAAACUUUCAACUCGCCAGCUAUGUACGUCGCUAUUCAGGCUGUUCUGUCCCUGUACGCUUCCGGUCGAACCACCGGUAUUGUUCUGGAUUCUGGUGAUGGUGUUUCUCACACUGUUCCUAUCUAUGAGGGUUAUGCUCUACCACAUGCGAUCCUUCGUCUGGACUUAGCCGGUCGGGAUCUAACCGAUUAUCUUAUGAAGAUCCUGACUGAGCGCGGUUAUUCAUUUACUACCACCGCAGAACGUGAAAUCGUGCGUGAUAUCAAAGAGAAGCUGUGCUACGUCGCCUUGGAUUUCGAGCAAGAAAUGGCUACCGCUGCCGCCUCCACAUCCUUGGAAAAAUCUUAUGAGCUUCCCGACGGGCAGGUUAUAACCAUUGGCAAUGAGCGUUUUCGUUGCCCAGAAGCCUUGUUCCAGCCUUCCUUCUUAGGUAUGGAAUCGUGCGGUAUACAUGAGACUGUCUACAAUUCGAUCAUGAAGUGCGAUGUUGACAUUCGCAAGGAUUUGUACGCCAACACUGUCCUGUCUGGUGGUUCCACGAUGUACCCAGGUAUCGCCGAUCGUAUGCAAAAAGAAAUCACCGCUCUGGCACCGUCUUCCAUCAAAAUCAAAAUUAUUGCUCCACCUGAGCGCAAAUACUCCGUCUGGAUCGGUGGAUCUAUCCUAUCGUCGUUGUCCACCUUUCAAGCAAUGUGGAUUUCCAAGCAGGAGUAUGAUGAAUCCGGCCCAGCAAUAGUACACCGCAAGUGUUUCUAAUCUAAUCCAACCCUUUCAUUCAUUCUCAGAAAAAGCCAAAGAUCUUCAAUCCAUAGUAUUAUCGUUGUAGUGUGCAUUCGUGAUGAAAGUUUUCAAAAAUCUGUGAAACCACUUAUAAGACUCCUACGAAAGACUCUUUCUUUGUGAUAUUGGAAAACAUCAUUUUAUAAAUAGUGUAUCCCAAGCUGUAUCGAACUAGAAUGUAAAUUGGUGCUUUUUGAUUUUGUACUGAUGCAAGUUUUGAUUUUAUGUCGGACGAACCGGAAGCACCGAAAACCUGUCACUAAGUACGUGUAAUGAUCGGUGUUAGAUAUAUAUACUUAAAAUUAGAUCUUCGAGUAUGAAUAAAAAUCGACCCUUUUUAUAACAACUUAUCAAAAAAUUGUAUUAUUACUUUUAACUACAUGAAUAACUAAAAAAUAA